AUGCCUUUUUCUGGACACUGCCUUUGCAAAGCCGUCACGUACACCGUGGACGUGGACGCCCCUCUCAUCACGGCCUAUGAUCACUGUGAUGACUGCCAGCGCCAGAGCGCUCUGGUCACUGUCUUCCCCAAGGACAAGUUGACCAUCAAGGGUCCUACCAAGAGUUGGGCCGGUAAGGGCUCUUCCGGCCACGCCGUCCACCGUAUCUUCUGCUCCGAGUGUGGCUCCCCCAUUGCCCACGACCCCGAUGCCGCCCCCGAGAUCAUUGCUAUUAAGGCUGGAACCCUGGACACUGAGAUCAAGAAGACUCUGAAGCCGGACACCGAGAUCUGGACCGUCAGCAAGCUUCCCUUCUGUGAGGAGUCCCUGGCUCGCCCUUUCAAGCACAUGCCCGAGUAA
Penicillium nucicola is the source of this 399-nucleotide messenger RNA. Its product is annotated as GFA family protein. The coding region runs from base 1 to 399 and encodes 132 amino acids. The transcript is spliced from 3 exons. The record is from RefSeq and is a predicted model, not a curated record. Lineage: Eukaryota; Fungi; Ascomycota; Eurotiomycetes; Eurotiales; Aspergillaceae. Gene Ontology annotation, molecular function: carbon-sulfur lyase activity.